Molecule: messenger RNA, 822 nt
Organism: Strongylus vulgaris
Lineage: Eukaryota; Metazoa; Nematoda; Chromadorea; Rhabditida; Strongylidae
Source: the annotation of a GenBank genome assembly
AUGGACCGGCUAAGCCCCAUAUCGACGGAUUCCGGGUUUGAAUCGUGUUGCUGUCCAUCUAGUCCGGCUACCUCAUCAUCGAACACCACUAAGGAAAAACGUCCAUUGUUCGUUCCAUCACUGCCAUCGUCGUCAUGUACUGUCUUGGGCUUACCAACUGGUGAUGCUCACGCUGUUAUAUGUGACUUAACACCUUCAAGUAGCGAAUCGUCGCUGUAUCGUGAAGAUUCAAUCUCACUGGAUUCAUUGUCGACCAGUUCUCCAAAUACUGACUGCCCUAGCUGUUCGACGUCUACACCAUCGUGCAGCGCUACAUCACAUACAUGCGAGGACACUAGUGAGCCAUCAGAAUCACUUACUAUCGAUGGUGGUUCGAUAAGUUACCUCUGUUUAUGGAGUGGUUGUUCGAGUGUUUAUGACAAAGCUGACUAUUUGUAUGAUCAUGUCAUUGAGCUCCAUAUCAAUCCAUUGCAUGAUCUUACACCUGAGCCGUCAAAACAGAAACAAGAAAAAGAAGAUGACGAAUCAAUUAAAUGCCAAUGGGACGAUUGCACGAUGUUCCUGCGAAGAGGAGAUAGUGAGAAAAAGAUCUGCUGGCUCAUGGAUCACUUUCGCACUCGUCAUGCACGGACUGCGAAUCCUUUCCAUUGUGUCAUCGAAGGAUGUCAGAUGCGAUUUUCUACGACGAAUAGGUUAGAGGAACAUGUCCGCCUCGAGCACAUCAAUCCUCCUAAGCCUGUCAAAGAAACUCCUGCUGUUGUUCAGAGGGAACAUUGCUACGGAUGGCGUCCUCGGUUGUAUUAUCCAGUUCGUGAGUACUUG